Naegleria gruberi is the source of this 718-nucleotide messenger RNA. RefSeq lists its product as uncharacterized. The transcript has a single exon. NCBI's taxonomy places the organism in Eukaryota, Heterolobosea, Eutetramitea, Acrasida, Naegleriidae. The annotation marks the transcript as partial. The record is from RefSeq and is a predicted model, not a curated record.
AUGAAUAAUACUAAAUCUAUUCAUACUAAUGGAUUAAUACAAAAUACAUCAUCAUCAAAUAGUUUAUUUAAUAUUAGUAGUAAUUCUAAAUCAUCUAACUCAUCUAAUAGUAAUAAUAAUGCAGAUGAUGAUUUUCCUGAUUUAGAAAUUGAUGAUGAAUUAUUUGAAUUAAUUUCUCAAGAAGAUGAUGAUCAUCAAAAUGAUAAACCAUCAUCAUCACAUUCAUUAUUGAUAAAUCAAUCAUCUAAAAGUAGUAGUACAACAACAAUCAAUAGCUCUUCUUCUAUUAAAACACCUCCUAUUUUCAUUCCACCUUUUAAAUCUUUAUUAAAUAAUUCUAAUACUAUUACUCCUCCAUCUAAUAAUAAUAAUAAUAAUAUAAAUAGUAAUAGAGUUAUUCCAAUAUUUAAUUCACCAUCAAAUCAACAACAACAACAAUUUAAUAAUAUUAAACAACAACAACCUCCUACAACACCAACUAAAAAUCAAACAAUAUUUAAUUCUAAUAGAUUAACACCUCCUUCAUCUUCUAAUAUUAAUAAUAGUAAUUUAUUUACACCUCCUAUUUUUAAUUCACCUACAUCUCCUCCAAAAUCUAUUCAUAAUAAUAAUAAUAAUAAUAAUAUGAAUUCAAUUGUUAAUAAUAAUAAUAAUAAUACAUCUACUAAUAAUGGAAAGUCUAAAUUUUUUAUUAAUAAGAAUGAUACAUCAUCUAUUA